Messenger RNA from Yarrowia lipolytica CLIB122, 2607 nucleotides. RefSeq lists its product as uncharacterized. The record is from RefSeq and is a predicted model, not a curated record. Lineage: Eukaryota; Fungi; Ascomycota; Dipodascomycetes; Dipodascales. Gene Ontology annotation, molecular function: protein binding.
AUGGCCAUUGACAAACUGCGACACACGAACAAGAGAGAAAACCACCUGCAGCAUGUCCCGUCACCGGACCUGGCCAUCGAAGCUGACAGUGCAGGGGGUAGUAUCCCCAGUCUACCAUCUUCGUCCAUCUCUCCCUCCAGCUCGUCAGCACGCACCUUCUCGCCAAAGUCAUACUCGCACUCGCCAGCUGAACGGUCUCCCCUGGCCAAUUCCUUCUCCUUCACCGAAGACCCCAACCCCGUGAUCCAGGCCAUUCCGCUGUCGCCCAAGGACCGCUUCUUGCACACGCCUCCGCACUACCCGCUGGGCCGUUUCCAACAGCAGCACCACUCUCCAUCUUCGUCCACUCUGGCCUCGGACUACGAAGACGCGCCCGACUCGUUCGACCUGAACCUACACAACAAAGGUCCCAACUCUAACAAAAAUUUAGACUCUGAUCUGUCUUGUACUGGGACUAAUUUUAGGGACCAACACCAGACUUGUCAGACUGAGCGGAAACCUCCAGUGCAAAAAAACUCCAUCACCCAAGUGUCGCCCGCCAGAACCAAAGACGCCAAAACCAUGUCCGACUCGUACCUCGUGGACUCCAACGGCCGAAAAAUCGCCCUCAAUGACCCCAACCACCCCGACUACCCCGAGGACCAGGUGUCUCAACCCCCUGUGGGCCAGGGAGGAGGCCCGGGAGGCUCGGGGGGCUCUCUGACCUCUUCGGACUCGGAUUCCGGGGCCGUACACCACCCCCAGCCCCGAAACGCCCACCUAUACGCCCCACAGAACGGCAUCCAGGCCUCAACUUCCAACCCCGAGCUAGUGGUUCCCUCCCAACCUUCGCACCACAAACCCACCAACUCCAACUCCAACUUUAACAGUACACGGUCACUAACCCACAACUCGUCCUACUCUUCUCUUCGGCAGCAGCAGCGAGGCCCCUCCCGCUCCAACACCCCACACAUGGAACCAGAGUUUAGCUACCCGCCAAAACAACACCAGGCGCCCCAGUCGCCCCGAACCAUGGCCCAGUCCAUGUCGGCCAGACACACCCCCACAGGCUCCGUGUCUUCCCAGCACCCGCUGUCCCACAUGGCUUUUGGAGGCUCCGACCCCUACCUGAGCCAGCACUCCGGAGCUGAGGCUACGGCCGCACAAAACAACCUUCCCAUGCCUCCCCGACGCCGAGAGAGACCCAUGUCGGCUCGGUCCUCCAUCUCCUCCAUGGGAGACAUUAACGGUGGCUCUUCUUCGGCCUCGCUGUCAGGCAUGGGCCACCAGUCGUCGGCGUCCAUGUUCGAUCUCUCGCAGAGCUACCUGACCCAGCUUGGCGCCAACCAGGCCACCCUCAUGCCCCGAAUCAAAACCAUCGAGCUCUACCGAAAGAACGCCAAGAAGAGCAACGACCCCGCAGUCCAGUACCAGUUUGCCCAGUACCUUCUGCAAACGGCGCUCAUGGCAGGAGCAAACAAGCAUUCCCCCACGUCGUCCAUGUUGUCCAACGUGUCCAACACGAGCCCUCUCCCCUCCCCUGCCGGCCGAGACGAGUCGCCCCGAAGACCUGGACAGAAGAUGGAUGAGGACAAGGCCGCCGAGCAGCUCAAGAAGGACCUGCUCAAGGAGGCCAUUGUCCAUCUACGACGACUAGUUGAUCGUGGCCACCCGGACGCCCAGUAUCUACUGGGAGACGCCUACUUCUCCGGCGCAUUUGGAAAGCCUGAUCUCAAGGACGCUUACACCCUCUUCCAGAUGGCGUCCAAGCAUGGCCACCCCGAGGCCACAUACCGAGCAGCUCUGUGUCUAGAGGAAGGCUGGGGAUGCUCCAAAGAUACCCGAAAGGCUGUGCAAAUGUACCGAGCGGCCGCCUCCAAGCAGCACGUUGGAGCCAUGUUCCGUCUGGGCAUGGCCUGUUUCUACUCUCUCAUGGGUAUCCCCAACAUUGAUGCAUCCAAGCUGGAAGGAGUCAAGUGGCUCAGUCGAGCGGCCGAAAACGCCAGCGAGCUGUACCCUCGAGGUCCCUUUGAGCUGGCCAAAAUCUACGAGGUGGGCUACAAGGACCUCAUCAUCAAGGACAACGACUACGCCGUGCAGCUCUACGUGCGGUCUGCCGAUCUCAACUUUGCUCCGGCCGCCUCUCUCAUGGGCCAUGCUUACGAGCAUGGCACCCUUAACUGUCCCCAGGACCCUGCUCUGUCCAUCCACUACUACACAGUCGGCGCCACUGCUGGCGACGAGGCCUCCAUGCUGGCCAUGUGCGCGUGGUACAUGGUCGGUGCCGAUCCCAUUCUUCCUCAGGAUGAGGAUGAGGGCUUUGAGUGGGCCAAAAAGGCCGCUGAUGCUGGCUAUGCCAAGGCCCAGUUUGUUACCGGAUACUUUUUGGAGCAGGGCAUUGGUACUGACCGAGAUAUUUUGCAGUCGUCGGUCUACUACCGAAAGGCCGCUGCUGGAGGAGAUGAGCGAGCCAUUGAGCGUCUCAAGAAGGGAGAGGCUCGUCAAGUGUCUGGCCAGAGUGUUGAAAACCCUGCAGAUAAGGCUGCUAACAAGGGCAAGAAGAAGAACGGCAAGGAAGGUAAGGAGGGUAAGGAAGGCAAGGAUGACAAGGAUUGUGUCAUCAUGUAA